This is a messenger RNA of Centropristis striata (black sea bass), 938 nucleotides long. Its product is annotated as membrane-spanning 4-domains subfamily A member 4D-like. NCBI's taxonomy places the organism in Eukaryota, Metazoa, Chordata, Actinopteri, Perciformes, Serranidae. The transcript is spliced from 7 exons. Gene Ontology annotation, molecular function: structural constituent of ribosome. Bases 119 to 826 code for a protein of 235 amino acids. Gene Ontology annotation, biological process: translation. The record is from RefSeq and is a predicted model, not a curated record. Gene Ontology annotation, cellular component: ribosome; membrane.
UAAAAAAACAAAAAGUCUCAAGUUCCGCCUUUUCCUGUCUCAGUCCACAACACUCCCCGUUAUAAUCCACACUGCUCCUCUGCAUGAGAAACUAAAAUAAGCCAAGCACAGUGUUGCAAUGGAGGGAAGUGAGUCAACAGCUAGAGAGAGGACAACAGGGACUGGGAGUCAGGUGGCAGAGCAGAAGCUGCUGAGUUCCACCAAGCCCCUGUAUCGCUUCACCCGAAAGGAGCCCAGAAGUCUUGGGAUUGUCAUCGUGAUGUUCGGCUGUGCAGAGAUCCUGAUGGGAUUCAAUCUGAAACAAGAAGAGUGGAGCACUUCUUGUGUCCUCUUCAUCCCCUUCUGGCAGGGAGCUCUGUUUCUUGUGUGUGGAAUCCUGUCUAUCUACACUGAGAUUCGUCCAUCCAAGAAGAUGGUGACUGUGUGUUUGGCCAUGUAUGUGGUUUCACUUUUAGGGAUCAUGAUCUCUGUUGGCUACAGGAUAUACCUCAUGUGCUAUUAUAGCUUUAGCUACAUGGUAUACCGAAGCAGAGACAGGGGGGAGGAGCCUAGCAGAGUGGACCUGGUUCGAGGUGUUGAAUCCAUUUUGUUGAGCUCCUCUCUGUGUGUGUCAGGACUCCUCAUCUUCUUGUGUGUUGUGUCACGCUUAGCUCUGAAAUCCACAAACACUCAGUUUAUUCUCCAGUGCAUCCCAGCAGCACCAGCAGCAGCACCACCAGCACCACCAGCAGCAGCAGCAGCAGCAGCACCAGCAGCAGCAGCAGCAGCAGCAGCAGCAGCACCACCAGCAGCAGCACCACAGAGUGAUGCAACAACAUCAAACUGAUCUCAACAUUUUGAAGGAUUAUUCUACAAUACAGUGGUUUUCCUGCAUCACAUCUACUGUGAAAGAAACACCAUCACUCUGGAUAGUAUAUAAUGUAUAUGUUAUACCAGAA